ACAGUUUAAAGUUUAAACAUUAGAGAUGGGAAUGGUGAACCACUUUCACGUUGUCCAGUUCACUGGAAUCAUAUUUCUCUAAGCAUAUCAAUUUCUUUAUCAACGCACGGAUGUCAAACUCAGCAGAGUGAUUUGCAAGCCUUUGUCCAUCUAUAAUUUCCACAAAGAAAACUGAUCAAGAAUUAAUAAGGGACUAAAUAAAGAAUCAGAUCUAUAGUCAAAAAUCAAUAAGAUUGUAUUCAUAUCAGAAAUGCAAAAUGCAGAAUUUGCAUAGGCACUGCACAGACCUACUGCUGUAUUUUAAAAAGAAAAUGUUUUGCAUGCUUUGCAUAGAAUUUCAGCUCUCCAGCUGACGUCCACGUUUUCUUUGUUUCAUUUCAUAAUGUGCUAAAUAUGCAAGCAGCCUGGUUUAGCAGCACCCUGCAGAUGUGCAGGGUUGCACUGUCCUGCUGAAAUAACCACGAUGGCAGCAGUUGAUGCUCUAAAACCUGUACUAAUGUAUACAUCGUUCAGCAUUAAUGGUGCCCUCACAGGUGCUCUUAGUUACCUCAUGCCAUGUGCAGUCAUGCGCUCCCUGUACUGAACUGCAUGCUGAAAACACACCAGGUGGUCUCUCUCCUCAGUUUUGAAUUUCACAGCCCACAGGAAAGUUUUCCACUUCACUUGAGUCUGUCUUAAAAGCAGUAAGGCCCAGAGAAGGCAGCAGUCUUGUUUUUAGAUGCAUGGCAGAGUUGAAUUUUUAUUUGUGGAUGCAUGAUGACUGUGUUCACUGGCGGUGGUUUUCAGAAGUGUUUCUGAGCCCAUGCAGUGAUUUUUUUUUCACUACAUAAUUAUGUCUAUUUUAAUCACAGACACUCGACAUCAGUUUUUGUCCUUAUGCACAAAGAAUGCAGAGAUUUUUCCCAAUUUCUCUGAAGAGUUUAAAGUAAGUUAGAUUAUUACAUAGUUAAAACAAGGAAUAAAAUACACGUGGUCUAAACCCCUUCCCAUAUUUACUUCUACAAGAUUAAUCACUGGGGUGCUCUUUGGAAAUUUUGCUAAGUAACCUAAUUAAAUGUAAGAUAUUAAAACAGGCGUCUGGAGCUUUUUGCAUUAUACAACUCCUAUUUCUUGUUGCGCUUUUCUCAGCUCUUUCUGAGAUGUGCUGCUGGAAUCAGAUUAAAAAUAAGCACAUAUUUUUCAAACGAGGAAAAAAAGAGAAAAUCUUGCUCCUUUUUUAAAAGUUUCAUUUGUGAAAUAGUCACAAGUAGUCAAUAAUGUCCAAAGUGUUUAACUUGUGCACAUUGAUAAAAAAAAGAGAGAGAGAGAGAAAUGCACAGUGUUAGAGGUCGACCUUAAAGCACUCUUUCAAUAAAUGUGGAAAUGUUUUAGGAAAUUGAUGUGCCAACAUAUUCCUUUCUUGUCUUGAACUCAUGUUCAAGACAGAGAACACUCCACCAAGUCCCCUAACAUGAAGCAACUUCCUGAAAGUCUAAUGUAAAGAUAACACAGCAGCGCCCUCUCCUGGCAGAAAAGACAAAUCAAACUUUGUUCCUGCUUAGCUGAUCUACUGCGCAUCUGUACAUUAUUGACUUAUUUAUUUCUCUAUUUUUUUUACAUAUGCAUUAACAAAUAAAAUGUGUAUGUAUAAGAAAGAAUAAGAAAGAAAAAAGCCCAAAACUAUUUUUCCAAAAUGUCCUUUCCACGUGAGAAAAAGCUAUAUGUAAAAAGCUCCCAACUUUCCAAGUCAUGUUUUCCCCCCACUGUCUUAUCAGUUUUCUGCUCUGACAAGUAGACUGUGGACUCUGCCAGUGCAACACCCCUCAUUUUUAUUUAUUGUUUUUAAGAUGAACUUUGGUCCCUGCUGAGGACUGAGGGAGAAGGGACAAAGUUCACAGGGCGCACGUAAGGAGGAGGGGGUGAAUAGGAGGAAGGUUAGAUUAAAACAAAAUUGACCUUUGAAAGCAAAAACAACAAGUGAAAAGCUAAAACCGGACAGCUCUGGACACAUCGGGAGGAUUCGGCAAAGGAAAAUGAAAGUUUACUUUCUCUUGAGCUGAAGAGGGACUGCAGAUAUAAAAUAAUGGGGCCUGGCACUGGCUGUGUGGCUGUCGUUUGAGCGUGAUAGUGCACAUGAGAGCAGUGUUUGUUUGCGAGGCAGUAGUGAGGUAAGACAUAAGACUAAUGGAGGGAGAGGAGAGGGUUGAGGCAGCCAAAGCGGGGCCUAGCCGUUUGACGGCCCUGCAGGAGCAGCUGAUCUGGGCCCUGCUGGAAUCUGGACUGUCCCGGGAGGUUCUGAUCCAAGCCAUGGGGGAACUGGAACGAAACAAGGCAAGUGCUGGCAACGAGAGGGGAGAAAGAGGGGAUGGAGAGAGCUCAGAGGAGGGAGAAAUGGAUUUCCCACCACCUAUAUUCCGAGAACUGGAGAAGCUCCCGCCAGAGGAGGCGUCCAAACUGAGGACUGAAGUCGAUCACCUACUGCAUGAGGAUCCCUGGCAUGUUGCAAAAAUGGUAAAAAGCUACAUGCAGCAGCAUAACCUACCUCAGCGGGAGGUGGUGGAGUCCACGGGACUCAACCAGUCUCACCUCUCCCAGCACCUCAACAAAGGCACGCCCAUGAAGAACCAAAAAAGAGCUGCUUUGUACACCUGGUAUGUCAAGAAGCAGUGCGAGAUCAGCCAGCAAUUUACCAAUGCCAAACAUGGGCUUGCAACUGUGAAGGACCAAGGGGAGGACACCAAGAAAGGACGGAGGAACAGGUUCAAGUGGGGUCCAGCAUCCCUGCAGAUCCUCUUCCACGCCUACGAACGACAGAAGAACCCGAGCAAGGAGGAAAGAGAGGGGCUGGUGGAGGAGUGCAAUAGGGCAGAAUGCCUCCAGAGGGGCGUGUCUCCCUCCCAGCUUGCUGGCCUCGGCUCUAACCUGGUCACUGAAGUCCGAGUGUACAACUGGUUCGCUAACCGUCGUAAAGAGGAGGCUUUCCGCCACAAACUGGCCCUCGACACGCCUUUCACCAGUCAGACUGCCUCAUCCUCCAACGCCAACCUUCCACCCAGUCCCGAGCACGGUGUGAAAUACAGCCAGCAAAUCCCAUGCGACACUGUGAGCUCAGCCAGAGGCAGCGGAGGGGAGAGAGUGGGGCGUCUCAUGGUGAGUCCAGUCCAACUGGAGCCAAGCCACACACUCCUCGAGACCCAUAACCCCAAACUGGUGUCCAGCGGUGGGCCACUACCCCCAGUAAGCACUCUAACCUCCCUGCACAGUCUGUCUGCCUCACCUGCAUCCUCACAGAGCCUCAUCAUGGCCUCAGUGCCCAGCGUCAUGAGUCUGGGGGAGUCCUCCCUUCUCAUUGGUUUAGCCUCCACGCAACCUCAGACUGUGCCUGUCAUAAACAACAUGGGAGGCGGUUUCACAACCUUGCAGCCCAUCUCAUUCCAGCAGCAGCUUCACGCCUCUCCCCAGCCGCCAAUACCACAGCAGCUUCAGAGUCACAUGGCUGCCAGUCCGUUCAUGGCAACCAUGGCACAGCUGCCAUGUCACAUGUACAGCAAAUCGGAUUCGCCCCAGUACCACCCGUCCAGUUUGCUCUCUCAAGCCAUGGUCAUCGCAGACAGCAGCAGCCUGGCCAGCCUCACUGCUGUCAGACAGAUUCUGACCACAGACCCUGAUGAGCAGGAAGACGCACCUUUACAGGAAGACUCUUUAAACAUGCAACCACACUCACCUGCACCAGUUUCGUCCGAGAGCCUCGAGCUGUAUCCUUCCUCUCAGGCGACAGAAAGCCAUCAAUCUCACCUCCUCUCACCGUCUCCGACAGAAAUCAGCUCCUACAUCCCUGCACAAAUGGUUUCCACAGCACAGUAAAAGAGUCUCCUGACUGUCAGCUGGAUUCAGGAGUGUAUCGGGUUGUAUGCCAUGUAAGCUUGGAGCCGGUACUACAAAGCAAGUUCAAAAUAUCCAAAAUACUGGCUUCAUCCACCCCAAGAUCAGCAUUCAGAAUAAGCAGUCACCCGAAAGCUGUUAUGAACUUGAUACGUCAAGCCAGGGUCUUUCCAAUCUAGAUCUGACCAAUCAGAAACGUGGACAAGCAGUGGAACUAAUUUUACAAAAGAAGAUAAAACUACAGUAACAGAAAUACGA
Messenger RNA from Oreochromis niloticus (Nile tilapia), 4119 nucleotides. RefSeq names its product HNF1 homeobox a (gene hnf1a). Gene Ontology annotation, cellular component: nucleus. Lineage: Eukaryota; Metazoa; Chordata; Actinopteri; Cichliformes; Cichlidae. The record is from RefSeq and is a predicted model, not a curated record. The transcript is spliced from 10 exons. Gene Ontology annotation, biological process: pancreas development; positive regulation of DNA-templated transcription; liver development. The coding region runs from base 2164 to 3843 and encodes 559 amino acids. Gene Ontology annotation, molecular function: DNA-binding transcription factor activity, RNA polymerase II-specific; RNA polymerase II cis-regulatory region sequence-specific DNA binding.